AUGUCUUUCAGAAAUGAAUCUGUUUGUUUCUUACAUGUUAACCACAUAGAGAUAGAUAAAGUUCAUCAAAUAAAUGCAACAAACUGGAAGUUGGCUGAAUCUGGAUGUUCCCACUAUUCAAAAAAAUCUGAACUUGAUUAUGAACAUAAAGUUGGACUUGCAUUGAAAGAUGAUUUAAAAGAAUCAAUUGUUGGUAUCUUUGACCAUCUAUCACUUGAACACUGUGCUUCCAGAUGCAAUUCAGAUCCUAAUUGUUUUACUCUCGAGUUUUGUGAAACAAUUUACUAUAAUCAAGUUUCCGAUAGCAGUGCUUCAUUGACGAGUUGUGCAUUGACAAAGUUGAAACCAAGUAAAGACAAUCAAGCUCAACUAUUUGAAGUAACAAAAAGCAACAACAAAAUUUGUUCAAUUUACAUAAAUCACAAUAAGAUUUCAGGAAAAAGUAAAACUGGCCCACAGCCAUCUGCAUUAAUAAUGCCAUCUGAAUCACCAACUAAAUCAAACAAUUUGAAGUUAGCAAUUGGAUUGGGAACAAUAGUUAGCUUAAUGGCGUUUGCUGGCGGGUUCAUUGGAUAUAAAUUUUCACCUAAAAAAGAGUCAUUUUGUAAAUCAUUACCUUUUAGUCGAAAGGCAGUUACACAUAUUACAGGAUUGACUAAAUUGUAA
Messenger RNA from Tetranychus urticae (two-spotted spider mite), 666 nucleotides. The record is from RefSeq and is a predicted model, not a curated record. NCBI's taxonomy places the organism in Eukaryota, Metazoa, Arthropoda, Arachnida, Trombidiformes, Tetranychidae.